Acanthaster planci (crown-of-thorns starfish) is the source of this 1907-nucleotide messenger RNA. Its product is annotated as NF-kappa-B inhibitor-like protein 1. The record is from RefSeq and is a predicted model, not a curated record. Gene Ontology annotation, molecular function: protein binding. Lineage: Eukaryota; Metazoa; Echinodermata; Asteroidea; Valvatida; Acanthasteridae. Gene Ontology annotation, biological process: negative regulation of canonical NF-kappaB signal transduction.
UGGCCGCACUCAAGAGAAGUUGAUUUUCGGCCGUAGCAAACCCGUUGUCGGUGAUGAUCAACCUUCGCUUGAGCAACUCACAUGCAGUAAGGAAGGGAGAAGUUUAGAAAUGGGCAGAAGUAAAGUGGAGAAGAUGUUUGACUACGUGAGCCAGGGGGAAGUGAGCAGGUUGAAAUCCUUCCUCAAGAGACACCACGGCGAUCGCCGACUGGAUGUGAAUGCUACGCUGCCGGGCAGGGCAAAUCGGCAGAGGACAGUGCUGCACGUGGUGUGUGCCAGCGGCGAUGACGCCAUGCUGCGGUUACUGAUGAAGUAUGGCGCCAGAGCAGAUGUGCAGGACAGUUAUGGUGACACACCGCUACACCUCGCCCUGCAGCGGGUACUACAUGGCCACAAAUAUGUUGCUGGCAUUUGUGAUAUUUUAAAUGCCCUAAAUGUCCUUUUCUUUGAUGAUUUCUUGUGGUGUAGGCACUUGAAGGCGGAGUAUCUGCAGCGAUGCGCAGAGGUGUUCGGCGGGGAGGGUCAAGAGACGAACCAGCUGGGAUUGGAGGACGUGCCGUGGCCUUGUCGCCACGGCAACGCGGACAAAAUGAUGGAGGUGCUUUUAUGCGACGUGGACAGAGGCGACGCGGCGGAGCUGAAGAGGUUCGUCCGUUCGCAGCAGCUGCUGUGGCAUCCGGACAAGUUCCUGCAGAAAUGCGGCGGCAGAUUGGCGGAGGGGGAACGGGACAAGAUCCUGGAGAGGGUCACCCAGUUAUCCCAGGCCCUGAACCAAUUAGGAGAGGAUGACAAACAGAACUAGGGGGAACGGGACAAGAUCCUGGAGAGGGUCACCCAGUUAUCCCAGGCCCUGAACCAAUUAGGAGAGGAUGACAAACAGAACUAGGGGGAACGGGACAAGAUCCUGGAGAGGGUCACCCAGUUAUCCCAGGCCCUGAACCAAUUAGGAGAGGAUGACAAACAGAACUGAUGCGACCUUGAAUGAAGAGCCGUACAAUGCAAGCUAUUCAGUAACUCUGUAUGGGUACAAUCAACGUGAUCCAGUCUGUUUGGAAAACAUUUGCCCUAACUGCACUUUCCAGUUCAGUGAUUUCUGAUUCCUGAAACUAUGGAACCCUAGAACCCUGGCUCUUUUAUUUACUCCAGUAACAUACAAGCGUGGAACUUAGGCCAGUAUUUAAGUGUCCAAUGACAUGAAACAUUCUACUUCUCUUAAGUGUGCGAAAUCUUUUUUGAGGUCCUUGCUUUGGUGAAUGCAACUGAAGAAUGCACUUCUUAGAAACACAGUCGCUUCAAUUCGUCCAUGCUUUUCCUGACAAGUGAGGGCGCUGUUGCUGUGAUGUCAUCACAAGAAGACAUUGCUCACAAAGUGUGACAACCACUAACCAGCUAGUCAUCUUGAGCCAGUCAUGCUAGACAACCAGUAACCAACCUGUCAUCUUGAGCCAGUCAUGCUAGACAACCAGCAACCAACCUGUCAUCUUGAGCCAGAUAACAGUAACCAGCCGGUCAUCUUGAGCCUGUCAUGCUAGACAACCAGAAACCAACCUGUCACCUUGAGUCAGUCAUGCUAGACAACCAGUACCCCCAGUCGGUCAUCUUGAGCCAGUCAUGCUAGACAACCAGCCACCAGCCGGUCAUCUUGCGCCAGAUAACAGUAACCAGCUGGUCAUCUUGAGCCAGAUAACAGUAACCAGCCGGUCAUCUUGAGCCAGAUAACAGUAACCAGCCGGUCAUCUUGAGCCCAUCAUGCUAGACAACCAACAAGUUUCCAGGCAUCCGCAUUCUUUCAAGCCUGCAGUAAUCAUGUAGUGGAAUAGCAGAGGUUUCAGUUUGUUGGACGGCAGUGGCUUCUAUCGCCAUGGAAACAGCUAUUUCCAGAAAUCCAUGCAAAUUCUCAGUUUUCA